AUCUGUCUCCUUCAGUCCAUGAUGGAGGAGCAGUGAACGUCAUCGCCUCGUGCUAACCAUCGGCCUUAUUUACCUCUCAGCCCGCAGGUGACCAGCUCCGGAGCGCACCGGGACAGAGCCAGGACGCGAGCCAGGACCAAGCCGGGACAGAGACAGAACCGAACAAGAACAGAGCCAGGACCGAACCAGAGCUAAGCAAAAGAAUAAUAACCAACAUGAAGCAUUUCCUCAGAGUGCUGUACCAGUUCCUGGUGUUCCUCUACUGUAAGAUCCUGUGGAGGGGGCUGAAGUUUGUUAUGAGGAAGCUGACCGGCCGCUGUGAGCUGCAGCGCAUCUGCUACAACAACAAGCCCGGAGCCCGGCGCACACUGAAGAUCGAAUCAUCCUUGAGGUACUCCAAAAAUGAGGUGCUGCAGUCUGCCCUGAGCGUGCACCCUGACAGAGUGGAGAAGACCAUCGAAGACAUCAUGGCUCUGAAGAAGAUCAACCCUGACACCAACCCACAACUGGGCAUCUCCCUCCAGGCCAGUCUGCUGCAAAUCGUGGGCUACCGAGCUCUGCUGGUGGAGGUGGAGAAGCUCCGCAGAGAGCCCUACGACUGCGACAACCCAAAGCACGAGGACAUGCUGCUCAAGCUGUGGAAGGAGCUGCGUCCCGACUGCCCUUUGACUGGGAGGAUUUCCAAACAGUGGUGUGAGAUCGGCUUCCAGGGUAGUGACCCCAAGACUGACUUCAGAGGCAUGGGGCUGCUGGGCCUGAGCAACCUGCUGUACUUUGCUGAACACGACAAGGCCACGGCUCUCCAGAUGCUCAAUGACUCCCUGCAGCCCAAACACAAUGAGAUGGACCAGGCCGAGUGGGAGCAGAGGAGCAGAGACAAAGCCAUUGGGUAUUCGUUUGCCAUCGUGGGCAUAAACAUCACAGAGCUGGCCUACUCCCUGCUGCUGAGUGGAGCUCUGAAGACUCACCUGUACAACGUGGCUCCAGAGAUGGCCAGCCUGCAGCAUUUCCAGCAAACCUUCUGCUACCUCAUGCAGGAGUUCCAUGGCUUCUGGGUGGAGGAGGACCCAAAUGACAUCAUGGAGUUUAACCGUGUGCGCUCCAAGUUCCACAGGAAGAUGGUGAGGCAGCUGCAGAACCCUGAUGCAGCCCUGUGCCCGCAUUUCUCCGCCUCGGACCUACACCUAGUCAACCUGUGAGCUCCGCCCCCAUAUGCCCCUGACCUCGCCACACCCACCACCAAUCAGCUAGCCCCAUGUCACUGCCACGUCCCCACACUGCCCACUGCGUCACCAGCAUCUCAUGUGUUGCUUUAACCGCUCAGUCAGAUUGUAAUCCAAAAGCUUUCAUUUUGUCUUUUAUACAUGAGAAACUUGGGUUCUUUUUAAAGACGAUACAGUUGGAGAUGUAUUUACCUUGUUGACAUGCUUCGGCUGCUAGCUGCGAGCCAUUCUCAGAACAGUCACUGGUGGUGUCACAUGGUCAGCCUGACAGACCUGGCAGGUCGCUCCGAGAAGAAAACCAAAAGGAAUGUGAGAAGGAAACAUGAGGGAGACGAGUGUGCAGCUUGCAGCUGAAAAAUGUCAACAAGAUAAAUACAUCUCCUGUUGUGUUGUCUUUAAAAAGAACCCAAGUUGCCAGUCAGAUUGUAGCCACGUUUUGUUCAUGUGCAUUCAUUUCAGUAGGUUUUGAGGAGGCAUUUGGAUAUAUAUUUGGAAAAGCUACAUUCGAUAUAAUUUUCUUUCAUUUGAAGUAGGGAUGCACGAAAAUAUCUGUCACCAAUAAUGGCAAUUAUGAGGUCACUCUGAUAAUUCUGAUCAUAUUUUUCACAGAUAAUUUAAUCCGAUAAUUAUGAACCCAAAAUACACUGAUUCAACCACUUUUCCUCAGAGGUUUUGUCCCUCAGAGCAUUCACUCUGAGCCCCGGCUCCUCAUCCUGCUCUAGUCACACAUACACUGUAUAUGCGGCAGGAGCAGCCCCAGAGCGGAGACAGAGAGCAGAGGACACAUGUUUACAUGUAUGGGCUUCUUUUAUGUUUGAAGGAAGUCUCAUAUUAGAUCUAACAAGUUAUCUAUAAGUUUUCACCACAGCGAGUGAAAACACGAGGCAGCUGAGACUGUGACAGUCUGUGCAUUAGUGCUGUAGCUUGACACAAAUCUAUGGGGCUGAUGUGCCUGGACUAUACAAGGACAUAUAGGACUAUCUGCAUCUGCCUCUCUCUGCUAACAUUUUAUUCACUGUCUAUAUUUGCAAUACACAGUGGCAACUUUGAAUUUGUGUCACUCAGAUAUAUGUCCAUCUCAUAUUAAAAGAACAGCCACCGUGCUCUGGGCCCCUCUGUGCUGCACAAAGCAUGAAACCCACAGAUUAUGGAAUAUGGCUUAUCUGAAGCAUACUGUGAAGAAUAAGGAAAAUAACAUUAUAAAACAGCAUUUACAAUGUGGCAAGAAGAAAUGAAGGCCUAUAUGAAACAUUACUAAGACAUAGGUAGUGUAUAGUUAAGUUAUACUGAGCUUAUGAGCUGCUUCAACCCAAUACUUCUGUUACUUCUGUUACUUGUGCUUUAUAUGUAUUACAUGGUCUGCUUCAGUGACAUUUAGACCUAUAAACUUAAACAAAUAUUUAAACAUUUUACCUCUUUAAAUUCAGGUUAAAUGAAAAUGUAUUAUCGGUUUUACUUUAUCGGUUAUCGAUGACACACAUCUUUAGAUUAUUGUUAAUCGUAUUGGUUGAAAGUGACAUUAUCGUGCAUCUUAUUCAAGAGGCUCAGUGCACAGUAACACACAAAUUAGCAUUAAAAUUAACAUUAAGACAAAAAAGACCCAUUUUCCUAAACAUCAGUAAAGUAUUCACCUCAUUUGUGAAGUAUUUAACACAAUCUUUAUAAGUAUUUAUUCAUUUUAGCGUGACUCUGCAAAAACUUCAUAAAGAUACAAAUGGACAGGAAGUAGUGACGCCGACAGUGAGAUUACCUGGUGUGUGCACAGAGCCUAUUACAAGUUAUUAAAAUUGAGUCUGUGGCUCAAAUUUGGACACAUUUUGGGGGUAAGAAGCCAUGACUAAUCUAGAGUGGCAGAAUAAAAAUUGAGAAACAUUAUUAUUUAUGAAUGAUUAAUAAUAUUUAAUAAAUUUGAAAAUAUGCAGUUACAGGUGGCAGAUUACAUGUUAUUGGAGCAAAUGAAUGAACUGCAAUUAUAAAAGUUUUCCUGUAACUAAAAGUGAUAAUUAUAUUUUUGUUUGGAGAAAAAUCUUGUUUAUCACUAAAGUUUGU
This is a messenger RNA of Periophthalmus magnuspinnatus, 3272 nucleotides long. RefSeq names its product ELMO/CED-12 domain containing 1 (gene elmod1). The record is from RefSeq and is a predicted model, not a curated record. Gene Ontology annotation, molecular function: GTPase activator activity. Bases 216 to 1199 code for a protein of 327 amino acids. Lineage: Eukaryota; Metazoa; Chordata; Actinopteri; Gobiiformes; Gobiidae. The transcript has 11 exons.